UCGAAGCUUCCCGCACGGGGCAGGGGUUCGAGAAGGAAGCGCGCUAGGGAGUCCGCAACUUUCCAUGUCGACCUGCUCCACUUACCUCGACAGCCACAACACGCGCGCAACACUCGCCCACUUCACGACCCGCAACCAACACUCGUAUACUCCGCGAACCCUCGUCGGGAAGUCUGGAAGCGCUACUGAGAACACCCAGCCACCAUGUCCCGCCACCAUCCCGACCUCGUAAUGUGCCGCAAACAAUCCGGCAUCUCCAUCGGCCGACUCUGCGACAAAUGCGACGGCAAAUGUCCCGUCUGCGACUCGUACGUGCGCCCGACCACGCUGGCGCGCAUCUGCGACGAGUGCUCGUUCGGCAACUACCAGAACAAGUGCGUUGUGUGCGGCGGCGAGGGCAUCAGCGACGCCUUCUACUGCUUUGAGUGCACGCGGCUCGAGAAGGAUAGGGACGGGUGUCCGAAGAUUAUCAAUCUGGGGAGUAGCAGGACGGAUUUGUUUUACCAGAAGAAGAAUUUUAGGAAUCAUUAGCACGGCUAGUGAGGGCAGCGUGGUGUGACGAGGAUUGGACAUGUGGUAGAAGGGGUGCAAAGGGCAUGCGCAGUCUGGGACGGACCGCUGGGUGGAUAGACGAGAGGAUACGGGAGGGAUGGGCACAGACGGGCGAUUGCACGUCGAACCGCACAGGAUACCACGAGCAGUUAGGGAGGAAGAACCAAGGGAGAAGUGGGCUCAGAGCCCUCAGCAUGGUGUUCAGGCGUUUCAGGAACGGGAAGAUGGAUUUUGGCCAAGCUUGAGAGUAGGUGCUUCAGAUGUGAUUUCAGGCAAGAACGAACACAACGUUUCCACAACCCU
Molecule: messenger RNA, 855 nt
Organism: Macroventuria anomochaeta
Lineage: Eukaryota; Fungi; Ascomycota; Dothideomycetes; Pleosporales; Didymellaceae
Product: PHF5-like protein
Exons: 3
Coding region: 205-531 (108 amino acids)
Biological process (GO): mRNA splicing, via spliceosome
Cellular component (GO): catalytic step 2 spliceosome; U2 snRNP; precatalytic spliceosome
Source: RefSeq, a predicted model, not a curated record